Molecule: messenger RNA, 2920 nt
Organism: Cladocopium goreaui
Lineage: Eukaryota; Dinophyceae; Suessiales; Symbiodiniaceae
Source: the annotation of a GenBank genome assembly
AUGGCUGCAGCUGGUGUUCUGUGUGCAGCUGGUGGAAUUGGAGGUGGAGGCAUCUAUGUGACUGUGCUCAUGGUGGCUGGAGGUCUCAGAGUGCGGGAUGCGGUGCCGCUGAGCAAAUCCGUAGUCUUCAUCGGAUCCAUCGCCUCGUUGAUCCUGAACCUCAGGAAGGCUACUGCGACCCGUGAGUCCUUGAUCGACUACCACGUCUGUCGCGUCGUGGUUCCUGGAGCUUUGGUAGGGACCUAUUUGGGCGUCAUCCUGAAUUCCAUCGUGCCGGGCUGGGCAGUGCUGUUAGCUUUGGUUGGCAUUUUGAUUGCCAUCUCCUACAUGAUUCUUCAAACCACCUGGCAACAGUAUGCCGAGGAAGAGCACCUCCGGAGAUUGCCGCAGCUACCAAAGGCCAGCGACUCCAACGUUUCAAAGGACACUGUACCCGAGGUUUCCGCACUUUGGAAGACACACGAGGUGCAGCAAUACACUGCCACAGAUCUCCUGCUGUCAGCUGUCAUGCUGCUGGUGGUGGUGACGGGCAGCGCCUUUCGUCACCACGCCAUCCGUUGCCAAAUUGCGCCCGAAGCAGAGCGCCUGAAGGCCUGUCAUCACCCCAGCCUCUUCUGGUUGGAUGCGAAUACAUUGAUGACUUGGAUGCAGACACCUAGCACCGCUGCUUUCAUCAAGGUCUUCUUUUUUGCUGGACCUUUGAUCUUUUGCGUGACUGUUCUGGCUUGCGUGGUCACAAAUCUGGUCAAAAUUGGUUGGUCUCCGGCUUUGGCCCUGAAAUUCAGCCUGAUGAGCAUGACCACUGGAUGCUUAGCAGGUUUCGUUGGUAUCGGAGGAGGAUUGAUUUUCUCGCCCUACUUCCUGCUGAUGGGCUUAGAACCUGCCACUGCUGUGGCGACAUCUUCCACUUGUGUCAUUUUCACAUCUUCUUCGACGACCUUCCAGUAUCUUUUGACGGAUCGCAUCAUCGUCUCGUUGAUGCUUUUGUAUGGGCUGGUGAACUGGGUCUCUUCCUAUGCAGGGACUUCCAUGGUGCACCACCUGCAGGACCAGUUGAGCACAAGACGGUCCUUCAUCACUGGCAUCGUGUCCUUAGGGGUUUUAAUCAGCACCCUCUUGGCUGUGAGAGAACUGAUCUUUGAGGCACCGCGGUCGACCCAAGUUCCACAUCAGCUUGGUGCAGUGUUUAAGUUUCAAGGCUCACCGGCUCACCCCUGUCCCGAAGUUAGCUGCGCCAGCACGGCCACGAUGCCCAUGGUGCGCUGGCUUCUUCUUCCACUGGUGGUGGCCUAUCCCACCCCUCCAGAACAAACUGCAGAUCAACUCGAAAUCAUGGAGCGCGCCAGGGCCAGAGCCAAAGUUGCCUCGGCAGCCGCCACACCCAGCGUUUUGGCUUUCUUCGAUUCAACGCCUUUCCGCCAGAUGUUGAAGGACUGCUGCUCCGCUGUGGCCGAUCUCCCUGCUGAUGAGUUGCUACAGCGCUACCGGGCAGAAGCUCAGGUGGCCGAGUUGGCCCAUGCCUUGCCAGCCACCAAGCAGCAACGCACGCCCUCGGUGGAUGUGACCAUUUCGGAACUGGGCAAAAUGGCGUGGUUUCCCAACGAGUUCCAGGAGGCCAUGCUGCAUGGGCAGAAUGGAUCCUCCCAGGGUUCGGAGAUUUCGGACGAUGCGAUGAAGGAGAUUUUUGGCUGUAAAGCCUUUACUGGAGCUCAACCUACGUGGGAGGAAGCUUCCAGUCGUUUGAUCUAUGUGGCACACAACUUGCGACGUUUGGACACCGGUUCUGAACCUCAUUUUGGAGAUUUCACCGUGAUCUUCAACAGCAGCCGAAUGAAGGACGCUGUGCUUAUUGCACCUUAUGACACCGGCAUGUACACCAUGAAAUGUUUACAUCCGGAUCUUCAUCCUGGAAACAUCAGUCUUCAAAAUCUUGCAGGUCCACAUGGUCCACCACACAUGCCGGAUUUGAAUUGCAGCGCUUGGAGCAAGGAUCGAAAAGUAGAUGUUCCAGUGGGAACUUUGGAUUAUUUGGAUCACCUCAUUUUGCCUAACCUUUGGUCCCCCAUCAACAGCUCGGUUACCAAUGAGACGGUGCUGGAUGCUGCACGUGUCCUCUUCAGUCGGAGUGCCAUCUCUGGCAUCGAUUACCGGAGUGUACCGGCCAUUGCGCAGCGAGAACGAAACGACUAUUUCGAGUCCAACGUCUUGGCCAAUCCCCCGUUGCCGGGUGCGGUGAAGCUGGGCAUCGGCAAUUUCGCCAGCCUCUUUGGAACCGACAAAGGCUUGGAUCUCCAGCAGAUCGCGUCGAAGUUCCAGUGGCCACUCUUCUGGGCUUACGGUGAAGGAAUACAAACAGGACCUCAUCCUCCUCAGGGACCGAGCCAACCCAGUCAGAAGCAGACGUUGAAUCGUCGCUUCGCAGAUCCCAGCAUCGUCAACGUCAGCAAUGCCACGAUCAGUAGCGCUGCAGCCCAGCAGUUCCAGACCGUUUGGAACGAAGCGAAGAAACUCCGUCAGGUCCGUCCGAUCACGGAUGACGAUUUGUCGAAAUGGUGGGAAUCUCUGUCGGAACAGGUUCAGGUCGCGCCCGUCUCUGCAACUUCCUGUGCUCAGCCACAUCACUGCAUUGGAGUGACCCUUUCUGGUCAUGAUUGCAUGUGUAAGCAGACACUGGACAAAGUGAAGAAAGUGGAGAACGUGGAGACCGAGAGUUUCACGGUUUAGACAUGUGGCUGGUAGGGGCCUAGCAGAUCUUCGCAGCCUUGAGGCCUCCAAUUCUCGAUGUGCACUUGGCACGUCGAGAAGUUUAUGCAGCAGGUUUUGUUCGCUUUGCUGCCAAUCCCAUAUCCCAACAUAUGAUUUCAAGUCAUACUGGUCCGGCCCUGAACACGUCUUUUGGACGGAUUUCAAAGGGAAAAGA